Molecule: messenger RNA, 960 nt
Organism: Tinamus guttatus (white-throated tinamou)
Lineage: Eukaryota; Metazoa; Chordata; Aves; Tinamiformes; Tinamidae
Source: RefSeq, a predicted model, not a curated record
UGGCUCUCUGACAGGAAGAAAAGAGCUUUACAGAAGAAAGAUGUCGAUAUUCGUAGAAGAAUUGAACUUAUUCAAGACUUUGAGAUGCCCACAAUUAGCACAAAGAUUAAGGUGUCAAGAGAUGGACAGUAUAUUAUGGCAGUUGGAACUUACAAGCCAAGGAUCCGCUGUUUUGAUACCUACCAGUUAUCCCAGAAAUUUGAAAGGUGCUUAGAUUCCGAAGUGGUUACAUUUGAGAUUUUAUCAGAUGAUUACUCAAAGAUUGUCUUCUUGCAGUGUGACAGAUUUGUGGAGUUUCAUUCACAGCAUGGUCACUACUACAGAACAAGAAUACCAAAAUUUGGUAGAGAUUUUUCUUACCACUAUCCAUCAUGUGACCUGUAUUUUGUAGCAGCAAGUUCUGAAGUAUACAGACUAAACCUGGAACAAGGAAGGUUUCUGAACUCCUUGCAGACUGAUGCUUCUGAGAAUAAUGUCUGUGACAUAAAUCCUACACACUUCUUGUUUGCUGCAGGGACAGCUGAGGGCAAGGUGGAAUGCUGGGACCCUAGAACUAGAAAUCGAGUUGGGGUGUUGGAUUGUGCUUUAAGCAGUGUGACAGCAGACACAGAGAUAGAUGGUUUACCAUCCAUUUCAGCACUGAAAUUUAAUGGAGCUUUGAAUAUGGCCGUCGGAACAUCUACUGGGCAGGUUUUAUUGUAUGAUCUCAGGUCCAGUAAUCCAUUAAUAAUCAAAGAUCACCAGUAUGGGCUGCCUAUUAAGUCAAUUCAGUUUCAACAUCAGUUAGAUUUAAUUAUCUCUGCAGAUUCUCGAAUCAUAAAAAUGUGGAACAAAGAUACAGGGAAGAUAUUUACUUCAAUGGAGCCAGAACAUGAUAUCAAUGAUGUCUGUCUUUAUCCAAAUUCAGGAAUGCUAAUGACUGCCAAUGAAGCCCCUAAAAUGAAUAUCUAUUAUAUGCCA